AAGCAACGUCAUGUGACAUCGCUUAUAUAAAAGGGCUAUUCGCACUUGCGGACCAUCACUCUGCCGUAGCAAGCGGCGAAGAAAGGUAGUCGUAAGAUGAGGACGUUUCUGUCAUUUUCGUUGUUGGUGGUGGCCUGCUAUGCCGCCCCACAAACUGUCUACGUAAACAACCAAUCCCCGUCGCACCUCUACAUCAACACUGCCAGCGGUACGACGCAGAUUCUGAAGGAAGGCCUCCGAAGUACGUCUGACAUCAUCCAGCUGGUGCUCUACCCAUCUGACAAUGAGAGCAACAGCCCAAAAGAAGCAAGCGUCCUUCUUAUGGGAAGCAUCCGCGGAUUCUUAAAACUUCGUCAGGACCAACCACCUGUUGGUAAGACCCAUAUCACGGGGCACAUCACGGGUCUGACACCCGGCCCCCACGGGUUCCAUAUCCACCAGACAGGCAACCUCACCGAGGGCUGCAAGUCAACCGGGGGCCACUAUAACCCUUUCGAGCGUGUGCACGGUGCUCCCCAUGACCACGUUCGCCAUGUUGGUGACUUGGGUAACAUCGUGGCAAAUGAGAGAGGCGAGGCUCUUGUGGACAUCACGGACCACCAGGUGACUUUGGUGGGACCCAACAGCGUCGUGGGACGAGCCUUCGUCGUGCACGAGGGUCGCGACGACCUGGGACAAGGAGGACACGAGACCAGCAAGACCACCGGCAACGCUGGCGGCAGAGUUGGAUGCGGAGUCAUUGCUAGAGCUUGAACUUCAGACGUCGAGGAUUUAAAAACUAUUGACGAUAAUUUUGAAUUAGGUAUAUUUUUUGACGACAAAAGGUUUAGGUUUUGACGACAGUAUUGGGCCACUCAUUCUGGCAUAGAAUCGAGAAUGACCUAAUAUAAAAUAAUAUGAAAUGACUUGAGAAAGAAACAACAAUCAAUAGUUGAAUUGAUAAUGCCGUGUUCGACUGUUGGCUCCAUAAGACUAACCGAAGCAAGUUACCAACCAAUGCGACCAGUUGAUUUUUAGCACAGCUUGUUGUUGAUUAGAUUCGAAACAUCAAAGUAAUUCCAUGGUUUGGUAUUAUGCAAGUCACAGUGGCAUCAGUGUUAUCUGCUCCACUCAACUUAGCCGUUUCUCUCAUCAAAUGAAGUUGAUAUUUGAUUAAAAAUUAUUUGAGAUAUGUUCUUCUUUAAGACUCAGUAGCAAGUUUGUGAGAAGAUAAAUAAAAUUAUAAGUGUC
Messenger RNA from Hyalella azteca, 1230 nucleotides. RefSeq names its product superoxide dismutase [Cu-Zn]. The record is from RefSeq and is a predicted model, not a curated record. The coding region runs from base 97 to 753 and encodes 218 amino acids. Gene Ontology annotation, molecular function: copper ion binding; superoxide dismutase activity. The transcript is spliced from 6 exons. NCBI's taxonomy places the organism in Eukaryota, Metazoa, Arthropoda, Malacostraca, Amphipoda, Hyalellidae. Gene Ontology annotation, biological process: removal of superoxide radicals.